Balearica regulorum gibbericeps (East African grey crowned-crane) is the source of this 466-nucleotide messenger RNA. The record is from RefSeq and is a predicted model, not a curated record. Lineage: Eukaryota; Metazoa; Chordata; Aves; Gruiformes; Gruidae.
CUCCCGGGUGCUGUCACGCUCCUUCUGCCUGCACCAGGAUGUGAUGAACCUGGCCUGCGCCAACACCACCCCCAGUGUGGUAUACGGCCUCACCGCCAUCCUGCUGGUCAUGGGGCUGGAUGCCAUCCUCAUCUGCCUCUCCUAUGUCCUCAUCCUCAAGGCUGUCUUGCGGCUGGGAUUGUGGGAGGGGAGGGGCGAAGCAUUGUGGAAGGAGAGGCUGAAGGUGUUCAGCACCUGCAUUGCCCAUAUCUGCGUGGUCCUGGCCUUCUAUGUGCCCCUGAUUGGGCUGUCCGUGGUGCACAGGUUUGGGAAGGACCUGGCUCCACUGGUCCAUAUCAUCAUGGGGCACAUCUACAUCCUGGUGCCCGCUGUGCUCAACCCCAUCAUCUACGGGGUGAGGACCCAGCAGAUGCAGAGGAGGAUCCUGAAUUUAAUUCAUAUACACAAUGACAGAACUGCCCAUUGA